Messenger RNA from Gadus macrocephalus (Pacific cod), 1863 nucleotides. RefSeq names its product tumor necrosis factor b (TNF superfamily, member 2) (gene tnfb). Gene Ontology annotation, biological process: immune response. Bases 548 to 1270 code for a protein of 240 amino acids. Gene Ontology annotation, molecular function: tumor necrosis factor receptor binding. The record is from RefSeq and is a predicted model, not a curated record. Lineage: Eukaryota; Metazoa; Chordata; Actinopteri; Gadiformes; Gadidae. Gene Ontology annotation, cellular component: membrane. The transcript has 3 exons.
GAGAGAUUGGGGUUGAGGAAGAGAGAGAGAGAGAGAGAGAGAGAGAGAGAGAGAGAGAGAGAGAGAGAGAGAGAGAGAGAGAGAGAGAGAGAGAGAGAGUGAGGGGUUGAGAGAGUGGCGUUGAUAGAGAGGGAUUGGGGUCUCUCUCUCAUUGUUCUCAAGUUUCCCUGCUGCUGCUCUUACGAAGUAAUGACAUCACUGAUGACAUCACCGGGGAGUCCCCACACACAGCAUAAAUACUACCCGCUCUCCAGCACCUGAACACACUUCACUACUGCACCACGCACAGCCAGAGCACUCAGACUGACAAACACCACCCAAGCCCACUCCACCACACACAGACAGAGUACUCAGACACACCACACACACACACACACACACACACACACACACACACACACACACACACACACACACACACACACACACACACACACACACACACACACACACACACACACACACACACACACACACACACACACACACACACACAUCCGCAGAGCAACAAAUCUCCUCGUUCCAACACAGACCACCUCACUGCGUGAUGGAGAUCGGGAUGGGGGCCUCGGGGAUGGGGGAGGGGAUGGUGCUGGUGGUGCAGAAGAGGCCUGCUCUAAGCUGGAUGUGGAGGGUGUGCGUGGCCACCUUCAUCCUAGCGCUGUGUGUGUCCGGAGCUCUUGUCCUCACUCAUUACCUGAUGGGUCAACCCGGGGUCUCGGUCUCCCCUGAAGAGCAUGUCGUCAUGGAGAAAGAGAGUCCUCAGCUGUCUCUGAAGCGCCUCGGCAGCCGGUCCAAACCCGCCGUUCACCUGGAAGGGCACUACCAGGCCGGGGCCAAGGGGGGGGCAGGUGGAGUGGCUCCGGGACCAGGGUCAGGCCUUCCUCCAGGGGGGCUUCCGGGUGAAGGAGAACCAGAUCCUGAUCCCCCGGAGCGGCCUCUACUUCGUCUACAGCCAGGCGUCCUUCCGGAUCGCCUGCGAGGACGACGGGGAGCAGGCGCGCGUCACCCCGCUCAGCCACCGCGUGUGGCGCCACUCGGACUCCGUGGGGGGCCCGUCCACGCUGAUGAGCGCCGUGCGGUCGGCGUGCCAACGGCCCACGAUCCGCGGCGAGGGAUGGUACAACACCAUCUACCUGGGCGCCGCCUUCCAGCUGCACAAGGGGGACCGGCUGUGGACGGAGACCAACCAGCCGGAGCAACUGGAGUACGAGGGAGGGAAGACCUUGACCUUCUUUGGAGUGUUUUCCCUGUGACGCCGCCGCGGUAACACUAGCGGCUCUGUAGCUUAAAACUGCCAUUUGAAACUUGUUUUGUGGCUUUAAACGUGUUCCGUAGCUUUAAAUGUGUUUUGUUGCUUUUGAACGAGUUUUCUGAGUUCUGUAGUUAUAAAUGUGUUUCUGUAGUUUUAAAUGUGCCCUGUAGUUUCAAAUGUGUUCCGCAGAUUUAAAUGUGUUCUGUUGCUUUAAAUGUCUUCUGUAGCUCUGAACUUGUUCUGUAUCUUUACAUGUGUUCUGUAUCUUUAAAUGUGGUCUGUAGCUUUGAACGUGUUCCGUAGGUUUAAGCAUAUUCUGUAGCUUUGAACGUGUUCCAUGUCAUUCCUAUUUGAUAUCUCAGUAGAGAUGGACUGCUUCAACAGACCAUGGCUGAGUAUCUCUUGAACUGCAACAGUUGCAAUUAUACUGCUUUUCAAGAUUGUACAAAGUACAUAAUGACUCUCUCUAAUACUACGACGAGUACUUACUUCAGAGCUAACAAUCAUUUCGAUAUCUAUUUGUAUUUAUUUGUAUUUAUUAAUGUACAUAUUACACAUAUUAGCUGUAAAUUAACCUUGUAUUUUAUUUGUUUAAUAAUAAUAUUGUU